CCGGCCGGCCGGCACCAACGCGCCGCAGUCGCAGGGGGAACCGAGCGGGGCCUCGGCCUCCUUGAGCCCGCUCCGGGCGCCUGCACGUCGCUUCCCGCCGUCCCUCGGGAUCUGGGGGUGCUGUUUCUGACCCCGGAGAGGCCCCGAUCGGGGGCCGCUGGAUCGAGCCGGGGUUCGGCGCCACGCGCAUCUCCCCCGAUCCCCGGUCCCCAGCCGGCCGGUGGAAGACUCGAGCUGCUGCGGGGUUCUGAGUGGCCCCGCGGUGGGCAGCGCCCGAGUCUCCUCCUCCCCGUGGCUGGCCGGCCGCAGACUCGCAGCCUGAGCCACCUCACCGCUGUUGCUGUCACCGUGCACCCAGGCACCCACACCCCUUGGAGGGACCCAGCCAUGGCCCCCCAGCAGCUCUUCCGUGCACUUGUGUCUGCCCAGUGGGUGGCCGAGGCCCUGCGAAGACCCCCUCGGGGGCCUGGCCAGCCAGCCACGCUGCAGCUGCUGGAUGCCUCCUGGUAUCUCCCCAAGCUGGGACGUGAUGCGCGUCGUGAGUUCGAGGCCCAGCACGUCCCUGGUGCUGCCUUCUUCGACCUGGAUGAGUGCAGUGACCGUCAGUCGCCCUAUGACCACAUGCUGCCCACCGCCGAGCACUUCGCCGCCUAUGUGGGUGGCCUGGGCGUAGGCACCGACACGCAUGUAGUAGUCUACGAUGCCAGUGACCAGGGCAUGUACGCGGCACCCCGCGUCUGGUGGAUGUUCCGAGCCUUCGGCCACCAAGCCGUGUCCUUGCUGGACGGUGGCCUCCGUCACUGGCUGCGUCUGGGCCUGCCACUGAGUUCGGGGCCCAGCAGACCCGAACCCGCGCAGUUCCGAGCCACGCUGGACCCUGCCUUUGUCAAGACGCAUGAGGACAUCAAGGACAACAUCCGAGCACCCCGUUUCCAGGUGGUGGACGCCCGAGCCUCCGGUCGCUUUCGUGGGGUGGACCCUGAACCCCGAGAUGGCAUCGAACCUGGCCACAUCCCGGGCACCAUCAACAUGCCCUUCACGGACUUCAUGACCGAGGAAGGCCUAGAGAAGAGCACUGAGGAGCUCCGUCGCUUCUUCCAAGACAAGAAGGUGGACCUGACCCAACCCCUGGUGGCCACAUGUGGCUCUGGUGUCACAGCCUGCCACGUGGCUCUGGGCGCUUACCUGUGUGGGAAACCAGACGUGGCCGUAUACGACGGCUCCUGGGUGGAGUGGUACCUGCGUGCAGGGCCUGGAGACAUCAUCUCCGAGGGCUCUGGGAAGCCGCAGUGAGGCCAGGCGGGGGUUCGGCCAGCUGGGGUGAGG
This is a messenger RNA of Suncus etruscus (white-toothed pygmy shrew), 1326 nucleotides long. RefSeq names its product mercaptopyruvate sulfurtransferase (gene MPST). The coding region runs from base 388 to 1293 and encodes 301 amino acids. Lineage: Eukaryota; Metazoa; Chordata; Mammalia; Eulipotyphla; Soricidae. Gene Ontology annotation, molecular function: thiosulfate-cyanide sulfurtransferase activity. Gene Ontology annotation, cellular component: mitochondrion. The transcript is spliced from 3 exons. The record is from RefSeq and is a predicted model, not a curated record. Gene Ontology annotation, biological process: transsulfuration.